Ostertagia ostertagi is the source of this 294-nucleotide messenger RNA. The record is from the annotation of a GenBank genome assembly. Lineage: Eukaryota; Metazoa; Nematoda; Chromadorea; Rhabditida; Trichostrongylidae.
AUGUUCUUUCUAUUAUUACUCCUCUCCUUAUCAACAGCUGUAGUAAUCUAUGUUUGGCGAUUCUAUGAGAACACCAAACGCUAUCCAAAAGGACCACGUCCCUACCCUGUCGUGGGAAAUCUGCUUUCGCUGAGGUUGUUCGCCCAUACGCAACGAAGAUAUGAGAAAUUCCAAGGAUUUAUGGUAGCGCAUUUCACUGUAUGGUUACCUCAGACCAUAUGGUUAUCACUGACUACGAACUUGUCAAAGAAGCGUUUGCGAAAAAAGGUGAGGUUCUUUUCUGCUCUAGGCUAG